AUGCCCCGGGGAAAGCCGUUGUACCCAAUACCUGCCGGUGGGAGAGGAGAGCAAGAGAAAGGGAUCGUUUUUCUUCGGGUGUUGCUUCCCCGUCCCUUCUUCCGCGGCUCCGCCAUCGUUCCCCUCAUUCCCCUCCCUUUCCCCGCCUUCUCUCUCCGCCGCCCGCCCAACCUCUGCGCACCCUCCCACCGUGGCGCAACGAGUGAUCGCCAUCCGGUGGGCAACGUCUCUCCUUCGCUGCUCUCCAUUCCCGUGCCGCUCUUCGCUGCUCUCUUUCGCAUUUUCAUCCACGUGCUGCGCGCGUCCUUCCCCUUGCGCGUGGUUUCCCCCUUGCGCGUGGCAUUCUUCCUGCGCGUGGCCUUCCCCUUUCCGCAACAUUAUCGGUUCCGCAACCGGCGUAUCCCCGCACUGCCCUCCGCCAACGGCGCAAUCGCUCCGCUGGUUAUCGCAGGGGGCGCAAGAAUCACGACAGCGGCUGCACUGCGCCGGCCUAUCAGCGCGCUCUUGCCCGCGCUCCUGCGCAGGCUCCGCCGACCUGGCGCAGCGACAGCGCGCCACGUCAGGCGAGGAAAUGCUAGCGGAGGCGGCGGAUGCUCGGGAGCGCGCGAAGCGGGUGGCGGAAAAUGCGGCGGCAGCAACGGCGGCUCCGACCACGGUUCCCGCAACGGCGGCGAGGAGGACGUCCGACGAGAGGGGCGCGGGCGACAUGGUUCAACACGUCGUCUUUUCGGAAAGCACAGGACUCGCAAGUGGCUUCGUGCCGCUACGCGCAACCCAAUCCAAUCCUUCAGCAGUCAUCGCCUCGUAUCUGCUUCAACAACCGCCCGCCGCGCCCGUGCAAUGUCGGCGGUCGACGCGGCGUGGCAGCGCCUCAAGGCCGCCACCGCGCCCGCAGCCAUGGCGGGAAGCAGACUCUCCGCCGCUUCCGCCGCCGCACCUCCCGCACAGCCGCGCGGAGAUGGAGGCGGAAGCGCAAUAGCCGCCGCUUUAGACGGUGGAGCGGCAGGUUCCGCGGAUCUUGCGGUGCAAGCGACGGCGGGAAAUCCGGGCGAGACGGUGAAGCUGCGCGACGCGCGCGUGGAGCUGAUUCUGACGCAGCGGCUGCGGCAGCGCGGGGCCGCGCAGACGGCGAGCGGCGGCAGCGCGGCGAAGAAACCCGUCCCUGUGAGUGGCGCGCGCGAGGUUCAGUGCGUCGUGGGUGUGGAACCAGGGCUUGAAGCCCCUUACCGCUCCUCACCUCGUGUCUCCCACACCUCGUGGGUGUGGGACCUGGGUCUGAGGCCCCUCCCACACUCUGCCCCCGAAUCGGAUGCUGCUGGCAGUGACGCGCGGGGAGAGAGGAGCAGCGGAAAGGCGGCUGGGGGAGCGGAAGGAGCAUUGGGGAGUGCAGAGAGGGGGGGGGCGGGGCAGGCAGAGGGUAGAGGGGAUGAUGGGGUGCGGGAGGGGGGGAAUAUGGAGGUGGACGAGGGGAAUGGUCGAAGGAGUGGGGAGGGGAACAAAGAGGGGGACGUGGCAAGAGAGAAUACCACUGCUGCUGCAGCAGCAGGUGCAGAGCGGGCGGCAGCAGCAGCGGCGGCGUUGAGAGCGACACGGGCAGCAGCAGGGGGGGCAGUGGUGGACGACUCCAAAGUGCAGGUGCGGGAGGUGGUGGACUUUGCAGGGGAGGCGGUGGAGGUGGUGCGGGUGCUGGACGCGCGCUCUAAAGAGGCUGCUGCUGCCAAGCGCAAGGCCGACAUGCAGUGCUCUCCCUCUGCUGCUCCACGCCGCGUCUCCACUCCACAUCCUCCCUCUCCCCUUCCUGGCCUCACCCCUCCUCGUUCUCUCUCCCCUCCCCGCCCUCUCCCGUCACUGCCCUGUCCCCGUCCCCCGCAUGGCUGGCAGGCGUUGACAUCGAAGGGGUUGGACGCCAUAUUGGCGCAGAUGGAGAAGAAGAAGAAACUCAGCUCAACAUCCGCGUCGACAUCAAAGGGGUUGGACGCCAUACUGGCGCAGAUGGAGAAGAAGAAGAAACUCAACAUCCUCGACAAGUCACGCAAGGUGAGCGAGCCGUGCAAGGUGUGUGCCCGGGCUGAGAAUGGACAAGUCACGCAAGGACUAGAGCGAGCACAAGGAGGGAGUGGGUGUGGCAGUGCGGUUGGAGCAGUGCAGCACUGGCCUCUUGCUCCCUCUCACUCCAUCCCCCCUUUCCCAAACCUCCCCGACUGGAGUGAGUACAAGGAGGGCACGGGCGUGGUGGAGGAGUUGGAGGAGUACAGGAGGAGCGGUGCCACGUACACGGAGAAGAGGGCGUUUCUGGGGCAGGCUGACCUGCGCGAGUACGAGCGCGAACGCGAUGCCAAGCUGGCUGCGCAAGCCAGGAGAGCACGGCCGGGGGGAGUGGAUUGA
Closterium sp. NIES-65 is the source of this 2385-nucleotide messenger RNA. The record is from the annotation of a GenBank genome assembly. Lineage: Eukaryota; Viridiplantae; Streptophyta; Zygnematophyceae; Desmidiales; Closteriaceae.